This is a messenger RNA of Pseudopodoces humilis (Tibetan ground-tit), 1623 nucleotides long. The record is from RefSeq and is a predicted model, not a curated record. Lineage: Eukaryota; Metazoa; Chordata; Aves; Passeriformes; Paridae.
AUGAACGAGCUUCAAAGAAAAGACGAAAUCAUUUCAAUUUCCCUGGUCUGCAGCUGGCACAAGGUGCGGUGGAGGAUCCGCGUCUCCUGUUUUCCACCUUCAGGUUGGAUUUUUCACGGGCUCUGGAGAGGAACGAGGCGCUGGAAGCAGAGCGGGGCUGAACGCGGCUCCUCCUCCGGAUCGGGACCAUCCCCGCUCCUCCAUCCCCUCCGGAUCGGGACCAUCCCCGCUCCUCCAUCCCCUCCGGAUCGGGACCAUCCCCGCUCCUCCAUCCCCUCCGUGUCGGAGCCAUCCCCGCUCCUCCAUCCCCUCCGGAUCGGAGCCAUCCCCGCUCCUCCAUCCCUCCGAGCCCUGCAGCGAUUCCCUGCCGCGGGCACCGAGGGUCCCUUCCCGGUGUGGAGGGAGGGCUCUCUGGCUCAGGAACUGUGCUGUGGGGCUGAGCAGAGAUGGAUUGUUGUUUGUGGUGUCCCUGCAGGCCAUGGAGAGGCUGGAGGAGGAGCUGAGCUGUGCUGUGACAUCUCGGUGGAGCCCCGGGACGUGCAGGGCUCACCCCCGGCAGCCGCUGAACAUUUCCUGCUGCAGGACCUGUGGCUGGGGAGCCUCAGCAUCGAUGGACUCCAGAGCUCCUCCAGGAGAGCCAGGGAGGCUGAGGGACAGCUCCUGCAGGAGCUGAUGGAUCGCUCCAAGGUGUUUGUGUGCUCCCAGAGGCUGCGGCAGCACACGCGGUGCCAGAGCGCCCUGCAGAGCGCCAGGGAAGCUGGGCUGUGCUGGUUUAAGGAACUUGGUGAUGCCUUGGAGCAGGAAAAAGCAGCUCUGCUGAGCGUGCUGGAUGAACUGGGCAGCUGCAUCUCAGAGAAAUACGAGAUUCCACCAUUCCUCAUGGAGGAGGUGGAAGAAGUGAAGCUAGAAGAGUUAAAGGAGCUGCAUGCAGCUGUUCAGAACGAGUCCCUGCUGCUUUUCCUGGAGAAGCUGGACAGGCUGCAGCUGCAGCUCCACGCUCUCAGAAUGAAGCAACUCCCAGAGCCUGAGCCUGUGGAGACCCAUCUGAGGAUGGAGAAUGUGCUGCAGGACAUGUGGGGUAAAACUGAACUCGGGCAGCUCCACGGGAUCCCCACCCCAAAGCUCCACCUGGCUCACAAAAACCAACGCUCCGGAAAGCAAACGGCACCGUCUGCACUCUGGGUUGCUCUUACUGAACCAAACUUUAUUCUUCUGCUGAUCCUGAUCUCACUUGUGUGGUUAUGGCACGAGGAAAUCUCACCUGGCACCAUCCUGGCUCCUCUGGAGUGUCUCUGGGAAUUCCUGCUGCAGAUUUAUCAGGAUUUCUGCCUCUACCUGCAGGACAGAGUGCGAAAGCUGUGCCUCAUUUCUGCCCAAGCUCUGGAGUUGUGCAGGACAAUUCUUCCUGCUUCAAUUAGAUUGAAAUCCUAGUGCAGCAAUCCAGCAUUAUCUUCAAUUUCUACUUAAAAGCUGGAUUGUUAAAGCUCUACACUUGUUCUGUUUCUCUCUAUCCUUCCUUUCCUGUUUUGCAUGGAUUUCCCCUGAACUAAAGUUUUGAUCCACUUAAGGUGAGGAGAGUUUUGCCUCGAUCCCCAACUUGGGAAUUCGGUCCUUAACAUCCUC